This is a messenger RNA of Xenopus laevis (African clawed frog), 2492 nucleotides long. RefSeq names its product interleukin-31 receptor subunit alpha-like. The coding region runs from base 241 to 2385 and encodes 714 amino acids. The transcript is spliced from 17 exons. The record is from RefSeq and is a predicted model, not a curated record. Lineage: Eukaryota; Metazoa; Chordata; Amphibia; Anura; Pipidae.
UGUGUUGUAGAGGUGUGAGUUUCACAAAAUCAUCUGUGAAAUCUGACAUGUCCAGAAGUGGCUUAUGAAUCAUAAGUACGUAGUCAGGCUUCCCAUAUACAAAUGAAACAGGAAAGUAGAAGAGCUCGAGAGAAGAAGUUCUGUGCUACACUUGUGCCUGUGCUACUACUUCUCUAACUCCCAGGCUUCUCUAACUCCCAGGCACAGAGAGAACCCCCCGUGCUCUUCAUCUGCACAGACAUGAAUAGCUGUAUAAUAAGCAGGAAUAAGCUGCAGUUAAUUGGAUUCAUUUUAUCAUUUGGAAUGUUUAAGCAAGGACUAAUGUGUAAACUUAAAGAUUGUAUAUCUUUACCAGGGCAGAUCAAUGUCACAACGUGUGAAGUUGAAGAAUUUUCAGGCUGGAAUGACAAGUUGUUCUGCAGCAUGUCUUUCAAACAAAAUAAAAUCAGCUCCAUUGAUUGCUCCUGGGGGCAAAAUCCUACAUCAUUGCCAAUCAGCUACACUGUUUAUUUAACAUGGGCCGAGGUAACAGACUGUAAGCAGUGCGCUCCCACCUCUCCAGCUGUACGGAUAAAAAAUUCAUUUUUGUUCAAAGAUCAUCAAGCCAUUAUCUGGCUAUCCAACGGCUCGUGCAUGGAACGCGUCUCCAUCAUCACUAGCAAAAACUGCAAUACACCCAGCAUUAUGGAAAGUGAGCACUUAUUCAAUAGACUGAGAUUUAAAUUAGAUAACGUUGCAGAAAUGAGGUAUCGAGAGGCAAACUCAACAACCUGGUAUUAUAAAAAUGCAACGGCACUAGAGUUCAAUGUCUCGUUACCAGAGCCAUGGAAGCACACGUCUGUCAUAGCUCAGCAAAGAUGUUCUCAUGCUUCUUGUUCAUACUGUGAAUGGGGAAAGGAGACAGCAGUUCCCCACAAGCUGAUUGUUGCACCAAGUAUCACAAUUACUGCUCAGAAACUAUCUCCUGGGAAACAAAAAGUCAGGAUUAAGUGGCAGUUUGCACAAAGUGACCAUGCAGAUGAAUACAUUGUAAAAGUUCAGAGGGAACCAUCGAGCUGCAGAAACAGCUUUCUAUCCGUGAGGCUUCCCAGUACUGUGUCCCAGCACCAACUCAAUCUUUCCAUGGCAUUUUUCAAAGUCUCUAUAUGUGCCCGAAAUAAAGCAGGGGAGUCACCGUCAGCCACUUCCCUGGUCCCUCUCUUGCCAGCACCAGAUCUGCCAGGGAAGAUAUUUGCUGCAGCUCAAGAAAACAGGAUUUUCCUCACAUGGACUCCCAAGUUUCUGGAUAACUUUUUUGUGGUUGAUUGGGGUACUGACCCUUUAUUGAUGACCAACAAGAUAGAAAUGCAGCAAAUGGAAAAUUACUCAUUAUCAGUCCCCAAUGCCUCAAAGCCAUACACAAUAAAGAUACACUUGUACGACAGGCAGACCUGUGGGAAUGUUACUCAGGAGACCACAUUCGGAAUAACGCACAUCUACGGAGAAGAAGGAGUUCCUAGAACAGGGCCGGUAAAUAUCACCAUAAGAAAUAUAACCGCGCACUCUGCGGCCGUUCAGUGGCAAGAGAUACCCGAAGAGGAGCGGCUGGGAUUUCUGGUGGGAUACAGAAUAUAUUUCGCAGACAUAACCCGGAACCAAACUCUGUAUAUCGCUGUGAACGACUCGUCCCAAAUGCAUUAUGAGCUAACGCAACUCAGAAGCGGAAGCGAAUACGAAGUAAGGAUAUCGGGAAGAACCAAGAAGGGUGAUGGGAUCCCAAGCAUGGCCUAUGCAUUCAGGACUCUAAAUAACACUCACACAGAAUUAGGCAUCCUCACCUGGAUUGGCGUUUUGAUACUAGUCCUACUGUUCGUCAGCGCUGGUGCUGUUUUACUAAGCAAAAUGAAGGACUGGUUCUUGCCAGAUGUUCCCAAUCCUCAGCACAGUGACAUUGUCAACAUCACCAAGGAGACUACUGCAAAGCAACGUGAAAAGGUUCUGUCAUUUUCUAUCCUACAAGAAGAUUGUAGCUGUGAUGCUGUUGGAGUGGAAGUGAUAGAAAAUGACCCAGGAGAAUCUCUGCUGUUGGGUUUAUCCACUAACAAAAACAAUUUCCUAAACAUGGAGGAGAUCCCAUUGCAUGCAUCAAAGCCAGACUUCAACACAGGACUCAGUGCCAGAAAUUCCACUGCCAGUUUCAACAUGGCAUCCGACUCAAAAUCAUUAAAAGAUGUGCCACUACCAGCUGAUCGAUCUGCAGGCAGAAUGGAUGUGACCCUGGGUUCUACUAUUAAGGCAAUGGCCUUUUCGGAUUAUUUCAGAGAGAUCCCAAGAACAGACAUGCUAAUGUAUGAACAAGCAGAACAUGUGCAUCUUAUCUCUGUGUGUCCAAUAUCUCACAACUGAGCUGGUAUUAUUGUUAUAUUGUCUGUGUGCAAACACCAGAAUGAAAAGAGGACUAUUGGCAAGCGGGAAUACUUGUUUUAUUAAACAUACAAACAGUAUCCCAGGCA